CCACCAAUCUUUCUGCGUCAACCAGAUCAACAACCUCUCGUUCGACGGCAAGGGUAUCCCCUCGCCACUCAAAAAUCCACGAUGCGCGGAAAACGUAGCAAACAGUAUCGCAAGCUGAUGAACCAGUACCAAUUGACAUGGGGAUUCCGCGAACCGUACCAAUGCCUAGUCGACGCUGAAAUGGUUGUCGACUGCCACAACUUCAGAUACGACCUGCUCGCCGGACUGGAGCGCACACUGCACGGCAAGGUCAAGCCAAUGAUUACACAAUGCGAGAUCCGCAAGCUGUACCUGCGCAAGAACGAGCCCGACAUGAACAAAAUCAUCGACUUUGCAAAGACGCUCGAGCGAAGACGCUGCGGUCACUUGCCGGAGGACUACCCGGAGCCCCUGAGCACGAUGGAGUGCAUGAAGGCCGUCGUCGACCCCAAGAGCAACCUCGUCAACAAGCACCGCUACUGCGUCGCGAGCCAGUCGGGCGACGUGCGGCGCAUGCUCCGCGAGAUCCCCGGCGUCCCGCAAAUCUACAUUAAGCGAUCGGUCAUGAUCCUCGAGCCCAUGGCGACGGAGAGCGUGGCGAUCAGGACCAAGGAGGAGAAGAGCAAGUUCCGCGACGGCCUCGUCAGGCCCGAGAGGAAGAGGAAGCGCGAGGACGAGGACGACGAGGAGGAGAAUGGGAAAGAGGGCGGGGCUGCUGGGAAAGCCGGAGGUCAGGAGCAGCAGCAGAAGAAGGAUAAGAAGAGGGGACGCAAGGGACCGAACCCGUUGGCGGUCAAGAAGGCGAAGAAGGCCACGAACAGCAACGCGGCACCAAAGGAAGCGCGGGGUGCGGCGGCCGAUGGAGAUGAGGGAGAGGGUGAAGGCCCGGCGAAGAAGAAGCGCAGAAGACGAGGCAAGGGCCAGGCCGCUGGUGAUGCGGACUCGACGAGCGGGCCGGCAAACCAGGCACAGGGCGAGGCGUCGACUGAGCAAGCGGCGGAAAGCUCGUAGGGAUUCGAUAUUGCAUACCAAAAGGGCGUUUGGGUGGGGACUAAAAUGAUUGGAAUGUAAGGUACAACAAAAGCUCUGAGAUACCAAUUAAUGGGAAAUUCUUGCCAUAGCGAGAUACG
This is a messenger RNA of Colletotrichum godetiae, 1109 nucleotides long. Its product is annotated as Fcf1-domain-containing protein. The coding region runs from base 82 to 990 and encodes 302 amino acids. Gene Ontology annotation, molecular function: small ribosomal subunit rRNA binding. Lineage: Eukaryota; Fungi; Ascomycota; Sordariomycetes; Glomerellales; Glomerellaceae. Gene Ontology annotation, cellular component: nucleolus; small-subunit processome. The record is from RefSeq and is a predicted model, not a curated record. The transcript is spliced from 2 exons.